ACACACAAAUGUAAACAUGGCGUUUUCCACGUUCGAAGAUUUUUGAUGAAUUUUUUUGGUCAUUAAUAUUGCAGUAAAAUACGCAAUCUGUGACUCAGGACAGGAUGUGAUUCUAAUUAGAUGACUUAACUGAAGACAUCUGAAUGUAUUUUUGAUAAUUUUUGCCGCACAGGGGCAUGCUCUUCGACAGCUGUUUGAGUGCGAAGUCAUCGUAAAUGGCUUCUCAGGCUAGCGUAAUUCACGGACCGACUAAGCCGGCGGCUACGGCGGAGGGGAGUGGUAGCGAGGACGGUAUGUCGCCCAAUGUAUCGCCCUCCAAGAAGCACAAAUUGCCUGGCAGACACGUCAAUUUUCCUGAGGGGGAUAUUGUUUCAGUUAAAGUGGAUCCUCCUAACCCAUGGAGACAUGCAAAAGGUACAAGCACAGAGGAACUUCAGGCCGUGUAUCAGGCAGCAUGCUACACAAUGAAAGUCAAACCAAACAACAAAGUUGUGCAACAGUUACAGAAUAUCAAAGACUUCUCCAAAAGAACGGAAUGUUUCAGCCUAAAAGGAGAGAAAGUAGACAUCCGUGUAGUUGAAACACUGGAGGAAGUGUUCAAGCGUGUCCAAUUCAACACAGUGGAUAUGGAAGCUUGCAGCCUGGAUGAUGAGGCAGCAGCAGCACUGUUUGACAUGUGUGAAUUCUACGAAUCUGCAAUCAGGCUGGUUCUCGCCUCCAAUCGUUCCAUCGGUGCCAGAGGCUGGCAGGCCGCCUCGCGUCUCCUUAAAAGGGUGUCGUCGUUAGAAUGCCUGGACAUCCGUAACACCAACUGGACAGAGUACAGCAUGCCCAUGCUAGCAAGAGCCCUGCGUGCCGAUAUCACUCUGUCAGCGCUUCACAUGGAAGGAUGCAAUAUAUCCGGCCGACCGCUCUUCUUGCUCUUAAUGGCACUCAAACAAAACAACUCGGUCCGAGACCUGUAUCUGGCCGAGAAUAGACUGGUGCCCUCUGACGCCAUCCACCUGGGAAGCAUGCUGAAACACAACCGGGGCCUCAAGCUACUAGACCUCAGAAAUAACCACGUCCAGGAUGCUGGACUGUCCCAUUUAUGUGAUGGGUUAUUGGAUCAGAUGGAGGGGCAGCUGACCACAUUGGUAUUGUGGAACAAUCAACUCACCCAGAAUGGAAUGACCCAUCUGGCAAAAGCAUUGCCCGUGUUGACGAGUCUUGAGACGUUAAACCUGGGCCAGAAUAACCUUGGUAAUGAUGGAGUCCACAUACUGAAGGAUGCUCUGAUGAAGAAUCGAUCACUGCUGCGACUCGGCCUGUAUGCGUGUAGGUUUGGUGACCAAGGCACGGUAGCCCUUGCGGAGUACGUAGCUGACAACUGGCAGUUAGUCCGGUUGGAUCUGCGUGAGAAUGAACUCCGGACCGGCGGCUUGAUGGCGCUGUCAUACGCCAUGAAGGUCAACAAACAAUUACUGCGACUCGACCUUGAUAAAGACGUCAAACGGGAACAGAUGCGAGGCUAUGAGGACCUUCAGAAAAGCCUUCAGAGCGAGAUCAGCGGUCACAUCCAACGGAACCGGGAGCUCAAUCGCUCCAGGGAUCUUCAGAAACCAGAGGAGGCUAGCUCAGCUCAGCAAGGGGAGAAUGAAAACAGCAGUACCCAACAGCCAAACGGGACAAUAAGCAGUGACAGCAGCAAGGAACAAGAACAGUUAGAUCAUUCAGAAAUGGGACCCCAGAGCCCUACCACACGUGUCAAUCCGAGAACUUUAAACGUCAAGUAUGUGGCAGACCCUUCCUCGCUGCCUGUGGAGACCGAGGCCAGUACUGCCAACAACGACCCUCUGAACUUGGUCAGCUUUGACGGGAACGGCAGCAUAGCAGAAACGUCUUCCAGGAGCAGCGAUAACAGCGUGGGGCAGGAGCCUAUGCAAGACUCGCGCAGAGGCGCCAAGUCAGCCUUGAGAAGAGACUACAAGGAUGAAUUAGACUCCCCCACAGGCGUUCCGUUGGCAAAUAAUAUCCAGUUGCUGGCGCACCCGAUGCAAGCUGCUAUGGCCGCGGCAUCACCGACAAUCCUAUCACAGAGCACUUUGGUCAUGGGGUACGGACAGUUUGACAGUUUUAUGCCAUUGGAGAAUUCCGUGACUAGUGAUAUACCGCCCUCAAUCCCUGACACGGACUUGGUGAAUGAGAAUGCAACUCCGUCCCAAUUCCCCGUAGAAGCAACAACAGAAUCUCCGUCGCAAACAGCAACUCUAGCGUCCGAAACAACAUUGGAUCUCACGGGUCAGGUUGAAACAAAGGACGAUAUGGGUUCUAGCAGAGACCCGCCAAUAGUCAGUAUUGAAGGGAGUGGUAGUGGUGACUCAGUCAGCCUUGUUAAUGGCACUGUGGAGACAGGGAGCAAGACUGAGAGAGAAGGGGUGGAGGGAGCAAAUUGUCAAAAGGAAGCAUUGUCGUCAUCGCCGGAUGAUUUUGAGAAGGAGCUAGACCAGAUUAUGGCCAAGGUUCGGAGUAGCAUGCAGACAGAUAUCAAGAUCUCAUAAAAAUGUGAAAGGCCAAGUUGAGAGCCAAGUUCAUCUGCAAGCCAAACUAACAGCAUAUCCAUGCAACUCAAGACACCUGACCCACACGCAGAGUUCAAAUCACGACAAGGCAUGCUCCUCAUAAAGACCCUACAACUCGUUGCCUUGCCUGCCCCAUGGAGUGUUCUACAGUAGAUUGGAGUAAGCUACAGUGCAUCAUGGGAUAGCAAUGACCCACUCCAUCUCACUUUACAAUUUCACCAGUAACCUGUUUUAGUUAAAGCAAAACUCUCCUGCAUGCUCUGCAAAUUUGCAUUUUCACAACUCAAAGAAGCUGAAGCCCCUGCUUACGUUCUUGACACAGAACAAAAAAGUCCAUGGCCCAAUUUUGUGGCACUGCUAACCUCUGAACUCCCUAUACACUUUUGAUUGCCAGUUUGUGCUUACAGCGCGAGCAUAGAAUUUGUGCGCUAACCCUGUAUUAAGGACAAAAUCCUUAGUAAAUUUUUUCAAACUUUGCAUGGUGGUAGAAUAAAAAGUGAAGGUUUGCGAAAACGCCAAGUGUAUAUCUCUUUUGGGAUGGUAAGAAUUGGUUAGAACGUCAAGUUUUACAACCAAGCAGUUCUUUUCAGAACCAGACACCUUCCCAAAAGAGAUAUCCACAUGGUGUUACUGCAAACCUUUACUAAAAUUCUUAGUACUUAGAAUUUGCAC
Molecule: messenger RNA, 3233 nt
Organism: Patiria miniata (bat star)
Lineage: Eukaryota; Metazoa; Echinodermata; Asteroidea; Valvatida; Asterinidae
Gene: ppp1r37
Product: protein phosphatase 1 regulatory subunit 37-like
Exons: 13
Coding region: 216-2540 (774 amino acids)
Molecular function (GO): protein binding
Source: RefSeq, a predicted model, not a curated record